AUGGCUUCUUUCAAUCUAAGUGGCAACUGGGUAUUGGACAAGGCCCGGUCAACCAACCUAGAUGCAGUCCUAAAACUGCAAGGAGUCGGCUGGGUAACGAGGAAGGCCAUUGGGGCGUCGAAGAUGACCCUGAAGACCACUCAGAGCUCGGAAACCCAUGGCUCGACAGGUGAAGCAGCUGAAUGGAUAAUGUUCGAGGCUGGACUAGCAAGUGGUCUGAAAGGAGUGCCUGAGAGGCGUCCCUUGACGUGGACCGAGUUCAAGCACAACGAUACGAUCUUUGGCCCUGUCUUUAUUCGCAGUCAGUACGUUUCCGGAGAAAGGACUUCAGAUGGACGAGUCCGCCCCCUUGUCGAGCUGCAGACUAAAAAUAUUGGGUCUGGAAUUCUACAUGGCCUGACUGAAGCCAUCGUCAUAGACCAGGAAGAUGAAGCUCCAGGGACGACUGUCGAGAAAGCUUUCAUUCACGAUUUUGUUCGUAGUGUCGAUUUUGGAUGGACGGCUGAGCAGAUCUGGGCUGUGGAAAUAGUUGGCGAGGAGAAGCUCUUGACACGCAGGGCUGUUGUCGUGAAAGGCAUGUCAAUUGAGUCUGUCUGCGCUCGCUAUAAACGUGAAUGA
Messenger RNA from Penicillium coprophilum, 618 nucleotides. RefSeq lists its product as uncharacterized. Lineage: Eukaryota; Fungi; Ascomycota; Eurotiomycetes; Eurotiales; Aspergillaceae. Bases 1 to 618 code for a protein of 205 amino acids. The transcript has 4 exons. The record is from RefSeq and is a predicted model, not a curated record.